UCAGAUCUAGAUGCAUGCCAUCCGCUGGCCUCGUGUCCUUUUGUGGCUGCGGGAUAUAUAGUACGGCGCAAACAUUGCUUUGAGUGGAAUGGGCUUAAGCCUCAGUCAACAUCGAUGUCUUCCUCAACGCAGAACCUCAUCCCACAACUUCACCUUGGGAACACAUUUGGGGCACUGUUUAUUGGGGUCAUCUUCGCAGCAAUUCUCUUUGGUCUAAGUAACAUUCAAGCUUUCGUCUACUUUCAGUCGCACAAGGGCACCAAGGUAUUGUUCCCUAAGUUAGCCGUCGUCUCGCUUUGGAUAUUCGACGCUCUGCACCUGUUCUUGAUAGUCCACUGCGUCUAUUACUAUUUGGUGGUCUACUACGCAGACAUCAGUAUACUCACAGAAAUGGUGUGGAGCUUCAAACUUCAAAUAGUCAUCGAUGUUGUAAUCGUCUACGGGGUACAUCUUCUGUAUUUUCAUCGCAUAUGUAUAUUCGCCAAGGGUCGAUCAAGAGUCCUCCCUAUAGCAGUGGGCGUAAUCGUAAUUUCGGGUUCAGGUGUUGGCAUUGCCCUUAUUUGGGCCCUAUACCAGUGUCAUAUGUUCUCGGAUCUGAUUAAAAUCGAGUGGGCGAUAUUUAUGGCUUUGGGCACGAUUGCUUUCGUCGAUUUCGUGAUAGCAUCAUCGCUAUGCUAUCUCCUCGCUAUUUCCCGUACUGGAUUUUCUAACACCGAUUCUAUGAUAACAAUGCUCAUGGCUUACAUUAUCAACACGGGCUGUCUGACAAGCGUGUGUUCACUGUCAGUCAUAAUUACAUACGCAGUGAUGCCAUACAACUUCAUUUUCAUCGGCAUUGAUUUUUUAGUGGCUAAACUAUACGUCAACUCGUUCCUCGCACUUCUGAACGCGCGAUACUUCUCAGAGCCCGCUACAGAAACUGACCGUUCUGCAGAAGUCCAUGUGCGCCACAACAUCUACCGCCCACUGGCAGAAGUGAACGUCAUGGCGUCCCAAGACGAGGAAUCCUAGGAAUCUCCGGAAAGCAUUUUAGACAUCCCGGCGGUGAUGUUAUGAUACAUCUUACUCGAUCUACCAUGAUCAGUAGCCGCAUUAUUGGCGAUGAAUGAGUGCUGAUCAUCACACUUCAGCCACAUCGGCUCAUUGAAGUGACGGUAAAAAUGAAUUCCUUCU
Molecule: messenger RNA, 1173 nt
Organism: Suillus fuscotomentosus
Lineage: Eukaryota; Fungi; Basidiomycota; Agaricomycetes; Boletales; Suillaceae
Exons: 16
Coding region: 115-1011 (298 amino acids)
Source: RefSeq, a predicted model, not a curated record